CACGCAUUUCGUUUUACUUAAUUCACCACGCUAAAUAAAGUCAAGUUUAUUUAAAAAAUAUAUUAUAUUCGUUCCUUAUGUCCGAUAAGCUGGAUAUUAUUGUGUUCGGGGCCACAGGCUACACUGGCAAACUGACCUGCAAGUACCUGAACCAGCUGAAGCCCGGCACAUGUAUUUGGGGGAUUGCGGGGCGCAGCAAGGAAAAGUUGGAUGAUCUCGCGAGGGAACUGAAGAAGGAUCAGCUGCCGAUAUUCGUUGUGGACCUCAGCAAGCCCGAAACAAUCGACGCAAUGUGCCAAAGGGCCAUCUGCAUCAUAUCAUGCGCUGGUCCUUUCAUCCGAGUGGGCAUGCCCGUCGUGGAGGCGUGCAUGCGUCAGCGAACACACUACAUCGACUCUACAGGCGAGUACCCCUUUGUGCGCCUUGUGUCGGAGCGCUUCCACAAGGAGGCGAAGGAAAAGGGGAUCGCGCUGGUUUGCUCCUGUGCCUUUGACAGCGUCCCUUCGGACCUCGGGAACUAUGUCGUUCACCAGGAAGCCAAAGAACCCUUGACGAAAGUCGAAGCAGUCUACGAAGUGAAAUCCGCAGGGCUCUCGUCUGGAACCUUGCAUACCAUGCUAGAACUGGGUGCCUACAUGAAACAAGAGGACUUAUCGCCCUGCAGUUUGAUACCCGAAGGCGCAGUGCAGCCCAUCGCGGCGCAAACCUGUCGCGGAAUGUCAUACAACUCAACGGUGGGAAAAUGGACGGGGCCGUUCUUUAUGGCGCCUUCCAACGAGCGCAUUGUGCGGCGGAGCAACGCCCUUUCAGGAUCUACCUCCAGUUAUCUUGAGUCGAUGGCGGGGAGCUUCUUCGGUCUCCUCUCCGCGCGUAUUAAGAGUGGCAUAUUCAAACUCUCUCUGGCCAUUCCGUUCACUCGGGAGCGUAUCAUAAAGAGCUUCCCCAAGGACGUGGCGCAUGGGCCUGAUGACGAAACUAAGAAGGCGUCGGAAUUCAAAUGCACCUUUGUGGGGAUCACCGAGUCUGGAAAACAAGUCGUGACCGAGCUCGCAUCCGACUUCGAUAUGUACGACAUAUCGGGUGUACUUCUGUCUGAGUGUGCCCUCUGCACCUGCAAUCUGGCUAAGAAUAACAAAAUAAAGGGAGGAGUGCUCACUCCUGCCUUCGCUUUCGGGGAAGAGCUUCUGAAGCGCGCGCCUGAAAUCGGGAUAAAAAUCACAACCAAAAUCGAGAAUCCAAAAUAAUGAAACAAAUAACUCUAUAUUUUAUCUGUUCAUUUAUACAAUUAUAACCCUUAAUAGAAAAAGCAAGAAAAUGCUAGGAAAUUUAUAACCAUUGAUUUCUAAUGCUUAUGGUAGUAGUAAUACCAAUAAUAGUAAUAAUAUGAGAGGCAAUCGUUUUUAUCUCUUUCGCCGGAACAGAGCAUACCUAUGGGCUGUGUGUUCAAUGGCCCAUCAUUUCUAUUAUUUUUGUUGCUUCUAUUGUCAGAAUAUCAAAGUCGACUAAUUGAUUUAAUCUUGGAUCGCAAUGAAUUCCUCAAGGUGAAACUCUACGAUAGG
Phytomonas sp. EM1 is the source of this 1559-nucleotide messenger RNA. Lineage: Eukaryota; Euglenozoa; Kinetoplastea; Trypanosomatida; Trypanosomatidae. The record is from the annotation of a GenBank genome assembly.